Messenger RNA from Myotis davidii, 3331 nucleotides. Its product is annotated as S-adenosyl-L-methionine-dependent tRNA 4-demethylwyosine synthase. The transcript is spliced from 16 exons. Gene Ontology annotation, molecular function: 4 iron, 4 sulfur cluster binding; catalytic activity; FMN binding. Lineage: Eukaryota; Metazoa; Chordata; Mammalia; Chiroptera; Vespertilionidae. Bases 196 to 2388 code for a protein of 730 amino acids. Gene Ontology annotation, biological process: wybutosine biosynthetic process. The record is from RefSeq and is a predicted model, not a curated record.
GCCCGCCUCUUCCCUCUGAGCCAAUCCCGACGAGCCUGCGAGUGGCUUGGCUUCCCCCGGCUCCGUGCUCUCAGGUUACACGACUAACGCUGCGAGGUGGUUCUGACGGCCCCCCAGUACCGAGACGAGGCGCCCGGUUUUCCAGGUCCGCGCUCCUAGUCUCCUUCGGGCCGCAGAGCCCGGGCUCUCAGGAGGAUGGACCCUUCUUUGGAUACCUGGGACUUCUCACCUUUAAUAUCAUUAUGGAUAAGCAGAUAUUACAUAUACUUGGGCUUUGCCUUUGGUAUUGGCCUUUGGAUUUGUUUCCAGAUUGUUACCAGGAAGCAGGACAAGAACUCACAGGAGAAAUCUAUUCCAAAAGCAGCUCAGGAUUUGAUGACAAAUGGUUAUAGCUCUCUUCACAAGAAGGAAGUCUUUGUGUCUGGAGUGAAGAUUUUCUAUGGUUCCCAGACUGGUACAGCAAAGGAAUUUGCAACAAUUCUUGCUGAAGCUGUUACCUCCCUAUAUCUGCCUGUGGCAGUUAUUAAUCUGAAAGAAUAUGAUCCAGAUGAUAAUCUAGUAGAAGAGGUUACUAGUAAAAAUGUUUGUGCCUUUCUGGUUGCUACAUAUACUGAUGGCCGACCAACUGAGAGUGCAGAGUGGUUCUGCAAAUGGUUAGAGGAAGCAUCCAAUGAUUUUCGAUUUGGCAAAACUUACCUGAAGGGUAUGAGAUAUGCGGUGUUUGGCCUGGGAAAUUCUGCCUAUGCGAGCCACUUCAAUAAGGUUGGCAAGAACGUUGAUAAGUGGCUCUGGAUGCUCGGUGCUCGUCGCGUGAUGACUCGAGGGGAGGGCGACUGCAAUGUCGUUAAAAGCAAACAUGGCAGCAUUGAAGCCGACUUCAGAGCGUGGAAGACCAAGUUCAUCUCCCAGCUCCAGGUGCUUUGUAAAGGAGAGAAGAAAUCCUGUGAUGGCAGUUGCAAGAAAGGCAAAUGUGAAUCUAAUCAGCGUAGCUCAGAGGAAAUGGAGCUAGGAUCUCAUACUCAGGAUGGAUUACAGCAGAGAGACCCUGAGGAGGAGGAGCCCUUUGAGAGUUCCAGUGAGGAAGAGUCUGGUACUGAGGACCACCAGAGUCUAACUUCUGUGGUUGAUGUUGAGGACCUCGGCAACAUUAUGAAUCAUGUCAAGAAAGAAAAGAGAGAAAAGGAGCAGCAGGAAGAGAAAACUGGUUUGUUCAGGAACACAGUGAAGAAUGAAGCCACUGAAAGAAGAGCAAUGAUAACUCCUGCUCUCCGAGAAGCCCUUACUAAACAAGGUUAUCAGUUGAUUGGGAGCCAUUCUGGGGUGAAGCUUUGCAGGUGGACAAAGUCAAUGCUCCGAGGGAGAGGAGGUUGCUAUAAACAUACAUUCUAUGGUAUCGAAAGCCAUCGUUGCAUGGAAACCACCCCGAGCUUAGCAUGUGCAAAUAAAUGCAUCUUCUGUUGGCGGCACCACACCAACCCAGUGGGCACUGAAUGGCGGUGGAAGAUGGACCAGCCUGAAGUGAUCUUAAAGGAAGCCAUUGAAAACCAUCAGAACAUGAUCAAGCAGUUUAAAGGUGUACCAGGUGUCAAAGAAGAACGUUUUAAAGAAGGAAUGACAGUAAAGCACUGUGCAUUGUCCCUUGUGGGAGAACCCAUCAUGUACCCAGAAAUCAACAGGUUUUUGAAGCUACUCCAUGAGUGUAAAAUCUCCAGUUUCCUGGUCACAAAUGCACAAUUCCCUGUGGAAAUCAGGAAUCUCAAACCGGUUACCCAGCUAUACGUCAGCGUGGAUGCCAGCACCAAAGACAGCCUGAAGAAAAUUGACCGCCCACUCUUCAAGGACUUCUGGCAAAGAUUCCUGGACAGUUUGAAAGCCUUGGCAGCAAAGCAACAGCGUACUGUCUACAGACUGACUCUAGUUAAAGCAUGGAAUGUGGAUGAACUCCAAGCCUAUGCUGAGUUGGUGUCUCUAGGGCAUCCUGACUUCAUCGAAGUGAAGGGUGUUACCUACUGUGGAGAGAGUUCAGCAAGCAGUCUUACCAUGGCCAACGUGCCCUGGCAUGAGGAAGUGGUACGCUUUGUCCGUGAAUUGGUGGAUCUGAUCCCUGACUAUGAAAUUGCUUGUGAACAUGAACAUUCCAAUUGCCUCCUAAUUGCUCACAAAAAGUUUAAGAUUGAUAGCGAAUGGUGGACGUGGAUUGAUUAUAACCGCUUCCAGGAGCUCAUCCAGGAAUAUGAAGACAGUGGUGGAUCAAAGACUUUCAGCACCGAGGAUUAUAUGGCCAAAACUCCACACUGGGCUUUAUUUGGUGCCAACGAAAGAGGCUUUGAUCCCAAGGACACACGAUUUCAGAGGAAGAACAAAUCAAAGGAUAUUUCUGGAUGUUGAGAUUGUCUGCAUUUAGGAUACUGAAGGACAAAAACUGACGGCCCCAGUGGAUUCUCAGACUCCACUGUGAGCUUUUCAAGGAAAAUUACACAAAUUAUAUUUCAUACCCAGGAUACUGUAAGGCAGAACCUGGGGAUGCAAGUCAUGUCCUGGGACUGAGGAGACAGCAUCACUCUUGGAGUUCCACAGUCUCACCAUUUCUUUCCAGAACUCAGUCCCUUUUCUGAUUUUCCUUCUGAGAAGAAAUUCACAGUGGGGGGCGGGGGAGGGGAGAGUAUACAUACUCAUUAUUAGGAUUUAACUGACAGUUUGAGUUAUAAUUAGUAACACCCCCCUUAGAAUGCUAUUCAUGUUGUACGGAAUGAGUAUCUUCCUCUUCCCCUCGCGGCUAUAGCCCUUGUGGAUUGUACGGCCCUGAGGUAAGUAUAUCCACUCCCUUCUUAUAUCUGAAAGUAACUUAAGUUGUCAUAAUUUCUCAGUUAUUUUAAAAUACUGCAUAUAUUACUUCAAAUUUUUUAGUGCCAACCCUUUAGAAACUGAAUUGGUUUUAAAACUGGACUAGAUAUCAUUCCAUUCCCAAAUUGCCAUAGAGGGUAAUAUAUGGGCUGGAUUAGAGUGAAAGCUCUUUUCUAUAAGAGGAAUUGCCAUCUGAUGUCAUUCAAUAGUUAGUCUCACAAACCUUGAAACAAUGAGUACAAUUUGCUUUUUGUUUAAAAAGUCAGUGUUUAAGCCUCGUAUGAGUACACAUAUAGCAGGUCUGACCAUCUUCUUUCGCUCUUGUUGCCUUAGGUAGUUUAGUCAGAAUGUUCUUUAAGGUUCAAGUUUUUUCUCAUUGUAAACAUGAAAUACUCAAUAGCUUUUUAAAGUAUUAUAGUUAUUUUUUAAAUUUCUUUAUCCUAAAAAUUUUAUUAAUAAAAAAUCUUUUGUAGACAUUUAGAACACA